Messenger RNA from Acaulospora morrowiae, 669 nucleotides. NCBI's taxonomy places the organism in Eukaryota, Fungi, Glomeromycota, Glomeromycetes, Diversisporales, Acaulosporaceae. The record is from the annotation of a GenBank genome assembly.
AUGCCACAGAAUGUUAAUUCUGACGAGGAAGUCUAUGCUACGGCUAGAGCCAUUGAUGCGCAACUGGAAUAUGACUCUGAUGACAACCCAAUUGUGGAGCAAAAGCGUAAAGAUAUUGAACCGCUUUCGGCAGUUGAUCACUCCCAAAUCGAAUACCCCGAAAUUGAAAAAUUUUUCUAUGAGGAGCAUCCAGAUAUUGCCAAUUUGUCGGAGGAACGCGUUAAGGAGAUUCGUCGGGAACUUGAUAUGCACGUAUCAGGCGCUGAUGUUGCAAAGCCAUGUAUUUCGUUUGGGCAUUUUAAUUUUGAUGAACCUUUGUUAGAUGUCAUAAUUAAACAUGGUUAUUCGGAGCCCACGGGAAUCCAAAAACAAGCGGUACCCGUUGCCUUGUCAGGUCGAGAUAUCAUUGGUAUAGCAAAAACAGGUUCUGGGAAGACGGCUGCCUUCAUAUGGCCUAUGUUGAUUCACAUAAUGGAUCAGGAGGAAUUAAAAAAAGGAGAAGGACCUAUUGGCUUGAUUUUAGCACCCACAAGAGAAUUGGCUAGUCAGAUAUAUAUAGAGGCCAAAAAAUUUGCAAAGAGUUACGGUCUGAGAGUUGCAGCAGUUUAUGGAGGGGCUUCGAAAAUGGAUCAAUUCAAAGAACUCAAACCUGGUGGUAUUGAAAUUCUA